UGGCAUCAUGCAGAACUUCCAUCAUGUUUUGAGUAGUACCAGUCCCUCGUGGAUGAAUGUAGGGAUGUAAACCAAAGACGGUACAUUCCUCGUUACUUUGAGAAUCUGUAUUUUAGUCAGUGAUGCUUGAACUGCUGUUUACAUAGUUCAGUUCGGCUCAGGAAUCAUCAUGCCAGAAAUUGUUCUCCAUGGAGUUCCUGUUCGAUUUCCCUUUGAACCUUACGAGGUUCAAAAAGCAUACAUGUCCAAAGUUAUUGAGUGUUUGCAAACGGGAGAAAAUGGCAUUUUGGAGUCACCCACAGGCACUGGUAAAACCCUGUGUCUCUUAUGUUCGACGUUAGGAUGGCUGGAGAUUAAGAAAGCAGAGCACAAGGCCCGUAUUCAAAACGUCGUGGGAGAGGACAGCCCAGAAUUCUUCAAUGCCCUCAGUACUCAGUUAGUGGCUGGUGCAGGACAAGCAUGGGCCAACAAAAGUGCUCCUCCAAAAAUUAUCUAUUCUUCGCGAACACAUUCCCAGCUCACCCAGGCGGUGAAUGAGCUGAAACGCACAACUUACAGCUAUUUGAAGGUGGCAGUGUUAGGCUCCCGAGACCAGAUGUGCGUCCACCCGGAAGUUUCGAAGGAGACGAACAAUAAUACCAAGGUUCACAUGUGCCAGAUAAGAGUCAAAGCCAAGAACUGUUACUUCAGCAAUCAGGUUGACGUGAAGAAGGAUGACCCAGACGUGAGACAGAAUGUGCUAGAUAUCGAGGAUUUAGUCAAACUAGGAAAAAAGAAGGCAUUUUGUCCUUACUACAUGGCACGAGAACUGAAAACAGAUGCUGACAUCAUAUUCAUGCCUUACAACUAUCUUCUGGACCCCAAAAGUAGGAAAGCUCAUAACAUUGAAUUACAGGGAAAUAUAGUGAUAUUUGAUGAAGCUCAUAAUGUAGAGAAAACAUGUGAGGAAGCUGCAUCCCUGCAGUUGAAGUCUACUGAUUUAGCACUUUGCAUCGAUGAAGUAACUCAGGUAAUGAAGAAACUUCAGGAAAUGAGCGAAGGAGUCUCAGUUGCGGCCAAUGAUCCGGGCCAAGGUCUGCCUGAAGAUUUCAGCCCUGAUGAUUUGUACACAUUAAAAGCGCUCUUCCUGGAGCUGGAGAAGGGAAUUGACGAAAUCAGGCUUCCAGCUGAUGGAUCAGGAGCAACGUUUCCUGGGAGUUACAUGUUUGAACUCUUGGAAAAGGCAGAAAUUACCCCACACAAAAAGACCGUCAUUUUAGAAAUUCUUGACAAGUUGAUAUUGUAUCUUACAACCACCAGUGCGUCUCCAUUCCAGCGUAAGGGUGCCGGCCUUCAGAAAUUCUCCGAUCUCAUCAAAAUUGUAUUCAGUAAGGACAAGUAUUCUCUGCAACAUAUGAACUUUGUGAAGCAGUGUUACAAGGUCCACGUCAAUAUAGAGGAAAAAAAGAAGCCUGGAGGACGACCAGAUGGUGGCUGGGGCGCAAACAAACCCAACGCGAUUGACUCAAAGACUGGACGUGUCAUAUCCUACUGGUGCUUCAACCCAGGAUUUGGCAUGAAAGAAUUGACAGAACAAGGAGUGAAGUGUAUCUUGCUCACAAGUGGAACUCUGUCACCUUUGCAGACUUUUGUCUCUGAAUUGCAGACCCCUUUUCCAGUUCAGCUUGAGAACCCUCACAUUAUUGAGAAACAUCAAGUGUGGGUUGGUACAAUAUGCAAGGGACCAGAUGGCUUUGAUCUGAAUUCAUCCUAUCAAAAUAGGAGCAACCCCAAUUAUAUUCGUUCUUUAGGACAGACCAUUCUCAACUUUUCCCGUAUAAUUCCUGACGGCCUCCUGGUUUUCUUCCCAUCGUAUCCAAUCAUGCGCUCAUGCAGGGACGAGUGGCAGAAUACUGGAAUUUGGAGUAAAAUAUCUCAGGGAAAGCCAAUAUACGUUGAACCGCAAACAAAGGAGGAAUUCCAGAAUGCCAUGGUAGAGUUUUACCAGAAGGUCAGUGAUCCUGCACACAAGGGAGCUUGCUUCAUGGCAGUGUGUCGUGGAAAGGUCUCCGAAGGUUUAGAUUUUGCUGACCGAAAUGGCCGUGCUGUAAUUAUCACCGGAUUGCCUUUUCCCCCAAUAAAGGAUCCCAGAGUGGUUUUGAAACAGAAGUAUCUUGAUGACAUGUUCUUUAAGAAUAAGACUGGCUUAAAAGGUCGUGAAUGGUACACACUAGAAGCCUCAAGAGCUGUAAAUCAGGCCAUUGGUCGUGUCAUACGUCACAAAGACGAUUUUGGAGCGAUAAUUCUGUGUGACAACAGAUUUGGAGGAGCUAACUUCAAAACCCAGUUGUCUGCUUGGGUUCCAACCUCACAUGCAUGUUUAUAGUAUGUUCCCGGCCCGGCUAUGAGAGAUCACCAACUCUUUAAAACUGCCCAAAUUGUGCUUCCUCAGCCAAAACCAAAAAGCAGUGGGCAUCCUUCAGUUAGCAUAAGUUACGAAACUCCCGAUUUGCCACUGUGCCCUCCUGUAUCUGCUCAGGGCCUUGAAGCCGGACCUUCCCGGCCAGCCAUUUCAAACACGACCAAACAGAAGCUUGCACAAGCUCUUGCUGGACAGUCAAACUACAAUAACGACUGGUCUGCUUCGGAGUAUGCAAAGCCUGUCGUCAGUGCAGAAGAAAAGGGAAAGACCAAAGGUGACGGCUCACUAUUUUCUGCUCUGGAACAAACAACUAGCGUGAUCAGUUUUAAUUCACUUUGUGCGUCAUCUUCCAACUGCACAAAGUACGAAACUCUUAAGUCAGGAAACAAGAAAAGGAAGAUCAAAAUUGUUUCGAAGAGUGAGAAGGAGGUAGAAGACUUGGUUAACAAUCCUGAAAAAUUGGGAAACAGUAGCAGUUUAUCUAAUGGUCAUCUUAAUGGAACUUCAGCAUCAACUGCAUCUGAGCCUAAAAAAGAAGGCACUUCAAGUAACCUAAGCAAUAUAGCAAAGUAUAUCAAAGAGGUCAAGUCAUCCCUUGGAACAGAUAUGUACAAACAGUUUUCAGAAGCAGUGAAAAAUUACCAAAAGAACAAGGAUUACGAUGGCACAGUGGCUAUACUCGUUCCUCUGUUCGUCGGGGAGCCCAAAAACCACACGUUGUUAAGAAAGUUUCAACAAUUCCUGAAAAAGGACCACCAAACCAAAUUCCAAGAAAUGUGUUCGGAACUUCUAGAUUCCUCAGGAAGAUAGCAUCUGUGAUUCACUGACUUCAUCAGCAGCUACAAUGAAUAUAACUUAAGAUUUCUCCCUCCAUUCAUGACAAAUAUUUCAUAUGUGCAUACUACUUGUACAUUAUAUUUAGUAAAGCUUUUAUUUAUAAAACGAAGACAUUUGUAACUUUUUAGUUUUUAAUUUUUAUAAAUAUAUCAAUAUCUUUUUAAAAACUAUUUUUCUUUAUUUAGCCUUAAAAAUGGAAGUGGUGCAGAU
This is a messenger RNA of Macrobrachium nipponense, 3448 nucleotides long. It is a transcript of the gene Rtel1, whose product is annotated as regulator of telomere elongation helicase 1 homolog. Gene Ontology annotation, biological process: negative regulation of t-circle formation; DNA recombination; regulation of double-strand break repair via homologous recombination. The record is from RefSeq and is a predicted model, not a curated record. Gene Ontology annotation, molecular function: ATP binding; DNA helicase activity; hydrolase activity, acting on acid anhydrides, in phosphorus-containing anhydrides. NCBI's taxonomy places the organism in Eukaryota, Metazoa, Arthropoda, Malacostraca, Decapoda, Palaemonidae. Gene Ontology annotation, cellular component: nucleus.